AUGGUGGAUACAUCUAUUCCAAAGUUACCUAAUCUCGAACUUGCACAUUACCGUUUUAUUUUAAAUAAUCCAAAAACUCCAGAAUAUUAUGAAGAAGCGAAGAUUAAAAUAUUAAGUGCAAUUGAGGAAAAUAAUAUGGCUCCUUUCUAUCAAUUAAUUACUGAUGAAGCCAAGAUUCCUCUUGAUAAAGCACUAUUGGCUAAAUAUCAAGAAGUUAAUAAAAAAGAGUUACAGGAAUUAGACGAAAAACUUCAAGAUGCAGAGAAAAACUUGGGUGAAACGGAAAUCAGUGAUGCAUUAUUAGCUAAAGCCGAGUAUUUUUCCAAAAUCGGGGAUAAGGAAAAAGCACUUGCUGCAUAUAAUGUAGCAUUAGAAAAAACAGCAGGAUUAGGUUCUCGAAUUGAUAUAAUCUUUUCAUUUGUACGAAUUGGCUUUUUCUUUAACGAUAAUGAUAUCAUUAGUCGUAAGAUAGAACGUGCGAAAAGCUUGAUCGAGGAAGGAGGGGACUGGGAUCGACGCAAUCGACUUAAAGUCUAUGAAGGAAUUUAUAGAUUAUCGAUACGUGAUUUUAAAACCGCGGCUAAUUUAUUUCUUGAUACAUUGUCAACAUUCAUGUCAACAGAAUUAAUGGAUUACAAAGAUUUCGUGAAAUAUGCAGUUUUAGCUGGUGCAAUAUCUCUUAAUAGAGUGGAUUUAAAAAAGAAGGUGAUCGAUGCACCAGAAGUCUUGGAAGUAUUACACGAAAUACCACAUUUAGGAGAAUUUAUUAAUUCGCUUUAUAAUUGUGCAUAUUCGAAAUUUUUUGAAUCUCUUGCUGACGUAGAACGAAAUCAUCUUCGUACAUCAAGAUAUUUGUUCUCCCAUUUAAGAUAUUAUGUUCGUGAAAUGCGAAUAAUUGCGUAUGCACAACUUUUGGAAUCUUAUCGUUCGCUUACCAUGGAAAGCAUGGCGAAUGCAUUUGGUGUAUCUGAAGAAUUUAUUGACAAUGAUUUAUCAAAAUUUAUUGCGGCAGGACGCCUUAAUUGUGUUAUUGACAAAGUGAAUGGAAUUGUGGAGACAAAUCGACCUGAUGCAAAGAACGCCCAAUAUCAACAGACAAUCAAACAAGGAGAUAUUUUACUAAAUCGUAUUCAAAAACUUUCUAGAGUCAUUAAUGUAUAA
This is a messenger RNA of Diversispora eburnea, 1161 nucleotides long. Lineage: Eukaryota; Fungi; Glomeromycota; Glomeromycetes; Diversisporales; Diversisporaceae. The record is from the annotation of a GenBank genome assembly.